AUGCGGUUCCUGUGUUUACAUGGUGCGAGCACCAAUUCCGAGAUCUUCCAGAUUCAGACCGGCGGUCUGCGUCAACCGCUCGAAGAGAAAGGUCACUCAUUCACCUUUUUGAAUGGCAAUGUCCCUUCGAGCUGCGAAGAGGGCCUCGAAGGCGUCGUAGAUGGCCCCUUCUACAGCCACUAUGCACGUGACCCCGCUCUGCCAGGUAUCCAGCUGGCCGAAGCCUUCGAGCACGUCCAGCGCGCGAUCAAGAGAGAAGGCCCCUUUGACGCCGUCAUGGGCUUUUCUCAGGGCGCCGCGCUUGCGGCUGCGCUCAUCGCCCACGACGCCAAGGAGAACCCCAGCGGACCGCCCUUGUUCCGCGCAGGCGUGUUUAUCUGCAGCGCAUCGCCGUGGGAGAGCUCCGGGUUGGAGCGCAUCGAGAGUAAACCCGACACUUGGGCGAUCAUUGUCCCCACGGCUCACAUUGUGGGUAAUUUGGAUUCCUUGUACCCGGAGAGUAUGAAGUUGUAUUCUAUUUGUGAGCCGUCCAAGGCGGCGCUCUGGGACACGGGAUCUAAACAUAUGAUUCCCUUUGAUCAGAAGAACAACCAGGCUAUGGUCCGAGUGAUUGAGGAAACGAUCGCAAAGGCUGCGAAGGCUUGA
Molecule: messenger RNA, 645 nt
Organism: Penicillium diatomitis
Lineage: Eukaryota; Fungi; Ascomycota; Eurotiomycetes; Eurotiales; Aspergillaceae
Exons: 3
Coding region: 1-645 (214 amino acids)
Cellular component (GO): nucleus; cytoplasm
Source: RefSeq, a predicted model, not a curated record